This is a messenger RNA of Gadus morhua (Atlantic cod), 1446 nucleotides long. It is a transcript of the gene fam151b, whose product is annotated as family with sequence similarity 151 member B. Bases 251 to 1027 code for a protein of 258 amino acids. The transcript is spliced from 5 exons. NCBI's taxonomy places the organism in Eukaryota, Metazoa, Chordata, Actinopteri, Gadiformes, Gadidae. The record is from RefSeq and is a predicted model, not a curated record.
CCUUCAAAUGCCCUACUAAGUGUAUCUCCACCGAUCUCCACUCGUGCCCAUACAAUUCCCCUCCUUUUGCGUCAUAGACUAGUCAAAAACAUUACCAAAUAAAGUGAGUUAAAGCGAUCCUAAUUCGGCAGACUUUUUCCAAAAAGAAAACGGCAUACCUCCAGUGCGAAAAUAAAAACAUAUAAAGUAGGUUAAGCGUGUGUCAUGUUCUAAAUGUUUUAGAGCUUUAUAUCGAUACCCACUCACUAGGAUGACGGAUCCGACGCUGGAUUAUUUCAUUAAUCUUGGGCAAAUACAAGAAGAUGAUGCUUCACACAUCCAGUGGUCCCAUGCGACCAACAGCAAGCACAAGGUCGUAGCUGCUUUGAAUGGACCUUGUCACAUGAUUGAGGCGGACAUACUCAUGAGAGGAAAUGAGCCCAAAGAGCCAAUUAUGGCCCAUCCUCCCAUGAGGGACAGUGACAUCACACUACAGGAGUGGUUGGAAAAAGUGAAGAAGCAGAACAACAAGGGGAUCAAACUGGACUUUAAGAGCCUUGAAGCUGUGGUUCCGUCGUUGGCCUUGUUGGAGAAAGUGUCGGGGGACUGGGGGGCCCCGAUGUGGCUCAACGCAGACAUCCUCCCAGGGCCCCAAGGCACGACCACCCCACUGGAGGCUCAGGCCUUCCUGGACGCGGUGGGCUCCGGGGCCUCUCCCGUCGUGCUGUCCCUCGGAUGGACCACAGGCUGGUCUGCUGAGACAGACAAUCCAGGUUACAGCUGGGCCAUGGUGCGUCAGAUGGAAGAGGUGUGCCGGGGCUUGCGUCAUCCGGUCACCUUCCCAGUGCGAGCCGCCCUGCUAGCCCAAUCCUUCGACCAGAUGAAGUGGCUGCUGCAGCAGUCAGACAGGUAUACUCUCACUGUAUGGACUGGCCAAGAGGAUGUGUUUGCUGUCGAGGACCUACUGCCAUACCGAAGACAUUUUGGGAGGAGUAAAAUCUAUUAUGACCUACCGGACUCGGAAAGAUUAGAGCUAUGCAAUGCUUAAGUUUCAAAGAAAUGCAAUGAAAUUAAACUGACAUUCCACACAAAUCCCAUUACAAUGUUGAAUGAAUUUAAAGAAAAACACUUGAGGGUCCAAAUCAUAACUCUAGUCAUAAUAAUUGAUAUUCUUCCCAUCUUUUAGUUUGUUCAUUACUUCAUUUAAACGAAAGCUACAAUUUCCAAAUUAAUCUAAACGUAUGCAGUUGUAUUUUUGUGUGUACCUCAAGAGCACUUAUAAAUCGGUUUGUAUAGUUAAUAAUUUUUAUAAAGUGUAAAUUAUGUUUUUCAGCUUUGUGAAGUCAUUAUGAACAUUUGUAAAACAUAAAUGACAGUUCUGUGAUUUACUUCUGUUGCUGCGAAAAAACAUUUCCUUGGUACAAAUUCAGGCAUUUAAAAAUAAAUCAUCUUAUUUUAAUUCUGAAA